AUGUUCGGAAAAAAAGUUCAAUAUGAUUGUGUAUAUGAGGCUCUUGCUACGGCUACAAUAAGAACAGCAGAUUGCAGUCAUUGGUUGGAUUUACCUCUCAUAGGAGUAGGAGAGAACUUCCAAUCUUACCGAGUACCCGGAAGUUUAACUGAUAACGAAAUAAUUGAUUAUUACAAGUUUGCUGUAGAUGAUUGGAGCGCUAGCGUUACUAGCCCUCUUAACACGGAUGUCAUAUACAAUGAUAAAUCUAUCGCCCCGUUUGCCAACAUGAUACACAAUAAAACAAUGAAAUUUGGCUGCUGGCACCUGCAGUGCUCUGACGCGAAGAAACUUUCUAUCGCAUGCGUGUACGAUAACCUGCCAAAGGAGGGAGAACCACUCUACUCAGCCGAUUCAACAGGGAAAAAAGGCUGCACGACUGAUAGUCCUUGUAAAAAAGUUGUAAAAGGUGCUGUAUGCUCGACCGACAGCGAAGGCAACAAAGGUCCCCUUUGUGAAAUUGCACCGGCUAGCACGGCAGCUCCUUCUUCCAGCACUGAGCCUUCUGUAGAAGCAUGA
This is a messenger RNA of Strongylus vulgaris, 558 nucleotides long. The record is from the annotation of a GenBank genome assembly. NCBI's taxonomy places the organism in Eukaryota, Metazoa, Nematoda, Chromadorea, Rhabditida, Strongylidae.